CUCGCUCGCGCUCGCCCUCGCGGCGGCGGCGGCGGCGGCGGCGCAGGCGGGGAAGACGCGCAGCGGCCAUUCCGUGCGCGCCGGCCCCGGCGGCCGCGGGCGGAGCCAGCCCCCAUUUCGAGCGGGGCUUCUCCCUGCGCGGAGCCUGACAAAAUGGGGGCGGCGGCGGCGCGGGCCUGCGGGGCCUGCCGGGUGCACGUGGCGGCCUCGGGCCUGGGAGCCGGGCCGCGUCGGCCGCGCGGCCACCGGUGAAGUUCUGGGGGCGGGGGCUCGCCCCGCGCGGGAGGCACCCCAACUUUCACGGCUCCGAAAAAUACUCCCCGAGUUGGGGGAGGGGGCCACCGAGCCACGAGCAGGAGUGGCUUUUGUCCCUCAUCCUUGUUUACUCUGAGAAACUUCAGACCGGACGUGUUUAGUCAGAACAGAAAUACAUCUCAGGGCCAAACCGAUAGGAAACGAGGCUGCCUCGCGGUGGCACCGCCACCCUCCAGCCGGGUUCCGAGCACCGGAGCUGGCUGCAGCUCCCUCUUCGGAGCAAAGUUUUAUGCAAAGAGGGUGUUUUUGAAAACUUUCGGUGCACGAAAAAUAACUAAACAUGGGCAAAGGAGAUCCUAAGAAGCCGAGAGGCAAAAUGUCAUCAUAUGCAUUUUUUGUGCAAACUUGUCGGGAGGAGCAUAAGAAGAAGCACCCAGAUGCUUCAGUCAACUUCUCAGAGUUUUCUAAGAAGUGCUCAGAGAGGUGGAAGACCAUGUCUGCUAAAGAGAAAGGAAAAUUUGAAGAUAUGGCAAAGGCCGACAAGGCCCGUUAUGAAAGAGAAAUGAAAACCUAUAUCCCUCCCAAAGGGGAGACAAAAAAGAAGUUCAAGGAUCCCAAUGCACCCAAGAGGCCUCCUUCGGCCUUCUUCCUGUUCUGCUCUGAGUAUCGCCCAAAAAUCAAAGGAGAACAUCCUGGCCUGUCCAUUGGUGAUGUUGCGAAGAAACUGGGAGAGAUGUGGAAUAACACUGCUGCAGAUGACAAGCAGCCUUAUGAAAAGAAGGCUGCGAAGCUGAAGGAAAAAUACGAAAAGGAUAUUGCUGCAUAUCGAGCUAAAGGAAAGCCUGAUGCAGCAAAAAAGGGAGUUGUCAAGGCUGAAAAAAGCAAGAAAAAGAAGGAAGAGGAGGAAGAUGAGGAAGAUGAAGAGGAUGAGGAGGAGGAGGAAGAUGAAGAAGAUGAAGAUGAAGAAGAAGAUGAUGAUGAUGAAUAAGUUGGUUCUAGCGCAGUUUUUUUUUCUUGUCUAUAAAGCAUUUAACCCCCCUGUACACAACUCACUCCUUUUAAAGAAAAAAAUUGAAAUGUAAGGCUGUGUAAGAUUUGUUUUUAAACUGUACAGUGUCUUUUUUUGUAUAGUUAACACACUACCGAAUGUGUCUUUAGAUAGCCCUGUCCUGGUGGUAUUUUCAAUAGCCACUAACCUUGCCUGGUACAGUAUGGGGGUUGUAAAUUGGCAUGGAAAUUUAAAGCAGGUUCUUGUUGGUGCACAGCACAAAUUAGUUAUAUAUGGGGAUGGUAGUUUUUUCAUCUUCAGUUGUCUCUGAUGCAGCUUAUACGAAAUAAUUGUUGUUCUGUUAACUGAAUACCACUCUGUAAUUGCAAAAAAAAAAAAAAAGUUGCAGCUGUUUUGUUGACAUUCUGGAUGCUUCUAAGUAAAUACAGUUUUUUUAUUAGUAUUGUUGUCCUUUUCAUAGGUCUGAAAUUUUUCUUCUUGAGGGGAAGCUAGUCUUUUGCUUUUGCCCAUUUUGAAUCACAUGAAUUAUUACAGUGUUGAUCCUUUCAUAUAGUUAGCUAAUAAAAAGCUUUUGUCUACACACCCUGCAUACCGUAAUGGGGGUAAAGUUAAGUUGAGAUAGUUUUCAUCCAUAACUGAACAUCAAAAGUCUUGAUCAGUUAAGAAAUUUCACAUAGCCCACUUAUAUUUACAAACUGAAGAGUAAUCAGUCUACUCAAAGCAUGGGAUUAUUAGAAUCAAACAUUUUGAAAGUCUGUCCUUGAAGGACUAAUAGAAAAGUAUGUUCUAACCUUUACAUGAGGACUCUAUUCUUUAACUCCCAUUACCAUGUAAUGGCAGUUAUAUUUUGCAGUUCCCACAUUAAAGAAGACCCGAGAAUGUAUCCCCAAAAGCGUGAGCUUAAAAUACAAGACUGCCAUAUUAAAUUUUUUGUUGACAUUAGUCUCAGUGAAGACUACGAAAAUGCUGGCUAUAGAUGUCUUUUCCCAUUUAUCUCAAUAUGGACUGCUCAGGAAAUGAGACUUUCCAUUACAAGUAUUUUUAAUUAAUUGGGCCAGCUUUUAAAAUGAAGAUGCCACAUUCAAAAUAGGGUAUAUUUUCCUAUAUUAUGGUUUGCCCCUUUAUAAAUCCAAGUAGGAGGAAAGAAGACACUUAAACUUUGCAUCUCAGUAUGAAUUAUUCAAUUUAUUUGAAUGAUUUUUCUUUACAAAAACUCAGUCAUUAUCUGCUUAGCAGUUUAGGGAACAAUUUGGCAAUUUUGUGGUUUUCGAGAUUAUCGUUUUCUUAAAGUGCCAGUAUUUUAAAAUAGCGUUCUUGUAAUUUUACACGCUUUUGUGAUGGAGUGCUGUUUUGUUAUAUAAUUUUGACUUGGAUUAUUUCCAUUUGCAUUUGUUUAUGUAAUUUCAGGAAGAAUACUGAACAUCUGAGUCCUGGAUGAUACUAAUAAACUAAUAAUUGCAGAGGUUUUAAAUAUUAGUUAAAUGGCUUUCACUUAAGAAUUUAAGAUUUUGUUACAUAUUUUUAAAUCUUGUUUCUAAUAAUACCUCUUAGUAUCUUUUAAAUAAGUAUAAGGGAUGGCAAAGUUUCCCUUUAAAAAUACUCACUUUAUGCUUAUAAAUAGGUUAAUGGGCUGAUAAAAAGUUUUGUCAAACAUUGCAAGUACUCGGUGCUAUAUAUAAAUGAGGAAAAACUAGUUUUACUUUCAGAAUGAUUUAAACAAGAUUUUUAAAAAGAUACAUGCAAGUGAAAAGCAGGGUUAGUGAUAGGCUGCAAUUGUGUCAACAUCAGAUUUUUUUGUUAAGAGGAACAAAUGACUCAAUCUGAUUUAAAUGGAAGUUUCUACUGUAUAGAAAUAACCAUUGUCAACAUUAGUAAUUCUGAUCAGUUUAAAAUGAAUUCUGGCUCCAGGAGACUUUGUAACUUUAGUAGGUAUGUCAUGACAACUACCAUUUUUUUGAUGUUGAGAACGGGAACAGUUUUUUAAGGUUUAUUCUUGACCACAGAUCUUAAGAAAAUGGACAAAAACCCUCGUCAAUCUGAAGAUUAGUAUACUUUGGUUUGGUGUUCCAACAGUAUCCCCUGGAAGUUGGAUGUCUAAAACUCAAGUAAAUGGAAAUAGGAGGCAAUUUGGAUAAUUAAGUGUGAAACCCUGUAACUGAAGAUAAUUUUUUUUAGAAAGUGUAUAGAAACUAUUUUAAUGCCAAGAUAGUUACAGUGCUGUGGGGUUUAAAGACUUUGUUGACAUUAAGAAAAGACUAAACAAUCUAUAAUUAAUUGGGCCAACUUUUAAAAGGAAGAUGCUUUUUAAAACUAAUGAACUAAGACGUAUAAAUCUUAGUUUUUUUGCAUUUUAAAGAGGCAUAUGGCAUAUUGAUUAACGAGUCAAAUUUCCUAACUUUGCUGUGCAAAGGUUGAGAGCUAUUGCUGAUUAGUUAUCAUUAGUUCUGAUGAUCGUCCCAUCACAGUGUUGUUAAUGUUUGCUGUAUUUAUUAAUAAUUUUCUUAAAGUGAAAUCUGAAAAA
Messenger RNA from Rhinopithecus roxellana (golden snub-nosed monkey), 3785 nucleotides. It is a transcript of the gene HMGB1, whose product is annotated as high mobility group box 1. Gene Ontology annotation, cellular component: nucleus. The coding region runs from base 596 to 1243 and encodes 215 amino acids. Lineage: Eukaryota; Metazoa; Chordata; Mammalia; Primates; Cercopithecidae. Gene Ontology annotation, molecular function: DNA binding, bending. The transcript has 5 exons. Gene Ontology annotation, biological process: regulation of transcription by RNA polymerase II. The record is from RefSeq and is a predicted model, not a curated record.